AUGGAUUAUGUGUAUAUUUUAGCACCUAUUGGGCUAGGUGUUAUUUUGACUUUGUGCAGCACUGGAUAUUGCAUUUAUAUUCAUUAUUCUAAACGCAGGCUCGUUGAGCGCAUCAAAAAGGAGAUGCUUGCAAAAAUUAUUAAUGGUCCAGAUGCUAUUGUUUACAACACUCAUUGGCGUAGUAAUAUAGAAACUGGGAAAACAAACUCUGUUGUGAGUUGCCCUAAACCUCCAGGUCAUGUGAUCGGUGUUGGAGGAUCUCAAGUAGACAUAUACUCUCAUCCUAUACAAUUGCGGACUGAUGUCUUUGUCCAGAAAGUUGGAAGUGAAGUGUUUAGUUCGUUGACCAAUGAAAGGCUGCAGGUUUUGAACGUACCUUAUCGUGAUUAUAAACAUGCCACACAUUAUGGCUCACCAAAGACCAAAAAUUACACCACAAGUAUACCAAGUCACAGAGCCGUGAAAUCCGAUGGUAUAUACGAUGGAAAAUUGACAUCAAAUUCACGGUUCAACGUUUCAGAGGGUCGUCUUCAUUGUUAUUCAUAUUUCUUUAUUUAUGUAUUAAUAUUCAGUGACAAAAUGCUCAUGAAUUUAGAAUACCAAACAAAACAAAAGCAAUUUGACAAACAUAAUCAUAGUAAUAAUAGUCAUGAUGGUAUACACAAUGAAGGAGCAGAUCGGAAACGUUUUUAUAUCAAGGUUCUUAUUGUAUUUCUUUCUCAAGUAUUUCUAUUGAAUUUAGUAUUCUACAUCUUUGAUUAUAUGCCAGUAUUAAAUCAAUGGAUUGGACAACAUAUAUGGUCAAUGUAUUUGUUAUGUUUAUUGAAUGGUUAUAAUGCAGUUAUUCUUUUAAAAGUUCCAACUAUUGAACGAUUCUUCCCUCUUAAUGUAAUUAUUCUGAGUAUUUUUACAAUCUUCCAUUCAUCCAUUGUGGUCAAUAUUACAUAUCAAAAUGCUACAGUUGAUGAUGCUAUUUCAUUUAUUAUUGUUUUGUUAACAUCAACAGUUCUAUUCAUCAUUACAACAAAAUAUUCCUAUGAUAUAACAGUCUUUUUCUAUCAAUAUUUCUAUGUAUUUAUAGUACCACUGAUAGUUUUACCUAUUCUUAUUUUAAUAUUUACUUUCAUUGGAUUUGAAAUACUAACGAGUAAAUUGUUCAUGGUAUUCACUUUUAUACACUUUCAAUUUUUCACAAUCAUCACAGCUCAAACACUUCAAGGUGGUCAUGAUGUUGAAAUGGAAAUAGAAGAUUAUGUUCUAGGAUCAAUGCAAAUGUUCAUUGUGAUUUUAUGUUCAUCAUUAUCAUUAUCAACAUUAUUUGAAAGAAAUUUCAUUGAAGAAUAUGAUUUGUUUAAAACAAUAUUCUUAAUAUUCAAUAUUCCAUUAGUAUAUUUUUCUAUAUUGAUUAAUGAAACUAAUCUCAAAAGUAAACUAAAUAAUCAUAUGGAUCAAAUUACUCAUUAA
This is a messenger RNA of Schistosoma mattheei, 1464 nucleotides long. Lineage: Eukaryota; Metazoa; Platyhelminthes; Trematoda; Strigeidida; Schistosomatidae. The record is from the annotation of a GenBank genome assembly.